AUGGCGCGCUCCAUCCCGAAGCCCAACCCGGUCCUGGACACCCUGCUGGUGAGCCUGCUCGUGUGCGAGCUGGGGGUCAUCACGCACACGCUGUGGGACGACCAGCAGAUGCUCGCCAUCCUCGUGGCGAUGGUCUUCGUGGUGGCGCUGGCCGUCAAAGUCACCAAGACCUCGUUCGCCAUCGGUGGCGGAUGGUUCUCUCGCACGUUCCUGCAGCACCUCGGAGACCCGUUGAAGAAGGCGGUGACCAUGAAGAAGUGGUGCGACCAGUCGUGGCAGCUGGCCAUUCACGUGUCCAUGACUAUCUUCGAGCUGUACGUGCUGCGCGAUGAGACGUGGUGGCAAGAUACGACGACCUUGUGGAACCAGGGAACGGACACAGGCGUGUUCCCCACGCAGAAGUUUAGCACCAAGUUGCUCUACAUCACUCAACUGGCAAUUUGGAUCUACACGGCGUUCUCAUGCAAGUUCCUGGAGGAGAUCCGCAAGGACUACUUGGUUAUGAUGACUCACCACGUCGUCACGAUCGCCCUCGUCACGUGGUCGUACGCCGUCGGCUUCUUGCCCGUUGGCGUCGUCGUGCUGCUCCUCCACGACAUGACGGACAUUCCGCUUGACAUGCUGAAGAUGGCCAACUACCUCAAGAUGGAAGGCGUCCCCGGCUUGUUUACGAGCGAGAUCCUCUUCGUCAUCACGAUCGUGCUCUGGUUCUACUACCGCAUUUACCAGUAUCCGACCAAGCUGCUUUACACGACGAUGGUGGAGAACCGCGAGGCCAGCAUGACAAUGGCCGACGCGCACGACUUCACGCAGCUUUUCCCGCAUCCCGGCCCUCCGUCCUGGCUGCUUUUCAACGUGUUGCUCACCACACUGUACUGCCUGCACAUUUGGUGGGGCCUCCUGCUGGUGCGGGUGCUUAUCGGCGUGGUAACCAAGGGCGCCCACGAUACGGCCAAGGAGGAGUACGAAGGCACGUCGUCCGACUCGGACAACGAAAAGAAGGACGAGUAG
This is a messenger RNA of Phytophthora sojae, 1011 nucleotides long. RefSeq lists its product as hypothetical. Gene Ontology annotation, biological process: ceramide biosynthetic process. The transcript has 3 exons. Bases 1 to 1011 code for a protein of 336 amino acids. Gene Ontology annotation, cellular component: endoplasmic reticulum; membrane. NCBI's taxonomy places the organism in Eukaryota, Oomycota, Peronosporomycetes, Peronosporales, Peronosporaceae. The record is from RefSeq and is a predicted model, not a curated record. Gene Ontology annotation, molecular function: sphingosine N-acyltransferase activity.